AUGGCGAGCGCGGCGGUGCCCGCGCAGCCUCGCCAACCGGAGGCCCCGCAGGAGCCAGGCGUGGCGGCGCCCGGGGACACGGAGCCGACGGAGGUGUCAGGCGGGACCGGGGCGGCGGCGGCGCUGGGAGAGACGGGGCUGGCCGUGGGCUGCUGCAUCGCGGCGGCGCUGAGCUGGGAGCGACCCCUCCGCAGCCUGGGCGGCUUCAUCUGCGCCAACCUGCUCUUCUGGUUUGUUGCAUUGACCCCUUGGAGAGUGUAUCAUCUGACUUCUCUUGUAAUACUUGGAGUGUUAAUUUUUCAGAUAAUGAAGGAUUUGGUGUUCUCAAAGCUAAAAGGUGCGCAGCUUUGGAGGGCCAUCACUAGCAACUGGAAAGUCACCGAUUCCAGUCAAGACUACAGACCCAGAAUAAAUCAGUGCAUUUCAGAAACACUGAUGAAUUUAUUUGUAUUUCUUCAAGAAAUGUCCCACUUUAAGGAACAAAACCCUGGCAAGUUUUGCCUACUAGUCUGCAGCAUAUGUACAUUUUUCACUGUCUUGGGAAGUUACAUUCCUGGAGUUGUCCUCUCCUAUGUCUUGUUAUUGUGUGCCUUUUUAUGUCCCUUCCUUAAGUGCAAUGAAUUUGGACAGAAAUUGUGCAGCAAAAUAAAGGCUUUUCUGAUGAAACUAGAUUUUGGAAUAGUGGAAUAUAUCAACCAGAAGAAAAAAGAGAGAUCUGAAACAGCAAAAACAAAACCUACAGAAGAUGACAGUGAAUUAGACAUAUCAGCUCUGUGUCCUAAGGUUAGUCCUGCAAUUGUUGCCAAAGAGCUGUCAGUGUCUGACACAGAUGUCUCAGAAGUAUCCUGGACCGAUAAUGGGACCUUUAACUUAUCUGAGGGGUAUUCUCCACAGACUGACACAUCUGAUGAUUUUGACCGACCUAGUGAUCAUGAAGAAGCUUUCGCUAGAGAUCUUUUAGAGUUUCCCUCUUUAGAAAAUGGUGCUGGCACAAAUGAUGACGAUGACUCAAGCAUUGGUUUGCCCACCCAGCAAAAACGAAGGAAAGAGCAAAGUGAUGUCAAGGCAGAUCACGCUUCCAGACAAGAGAGACCAUCCACGGCAGGGUUGUCCUUGCCUUUGACCAGUGACCAAACCGUUAAUUUAAUGAGUGGAAUUGCUGGCAAUGUCAUCACAGCUGCGGUGUCUGCUGCCAUCAAAGACCAGCUGCAGUCCCUACAGCAAGCUCCCUCACAGGCAGCGCCCAGUUUGAGCGAGGAGACAGACACAGAGGAAGCUGACGAUUUUGAACUGCUUGACCAGUCGGAGCUAGAGCAGAUUGAGAAAGAAUUGGGACUUUCACAAAGUCAAGAAGCAGAAUCCCAGGAAAAGAAGAAGUCUUCAGGCUUCCUGUCAAAUCUGCUUGGAAGUCAUUAACCUGGAAGUUGCAGCUGGUAACACAGAAGAAAUUAAAUAUAAAACAAAAAAAAAAUACCAUCAUAUGAAAAAAAAAAAAGAAAGAAAAAAAGAAAAAAGAGAGAGAAGAAAAUUCUGAGCUGUAAGCUUUAACUGUCCCUUUAG
Messenger RNA from Cinclus cinclus, 1560 nucleotides. RefSeq names its product reticulophagy regulator 1 (gene RETREG1). Gene Ontology annotation, cellular component: endoplasmic reticulum membrane. The coding region runs from base 1 to 1416 and encodes 471 amino acids. The record is from RefSeq and is a predicted model, not a curated record. The transcript has 9 exons. NCBI's taxonomy places the organism in Eukaryota, Metazoa, Chordata, Aves, Passeriformes, Cinclidae. Gene Ontology annotation, biological process: reticulophagy; negative regulation of neuron apoptotic process.